Lactuca saligna is the source of this 1783-nucleotide messenger RNA. NCBI's taxonomy places the organism in Eukaryota, Viridiplantae, Streptophyta, Magnoliopsida, Asterales, Asteraceae. The record is from the annotation of a GenBank genome assembly.
AUGUAGUACGAGAGUAAUUCUUUCUACGAUCAAACAACAUUGCCCGGAAAUGUUGGCUUAUGUGGUAAUCGUACUUCAUCAAGACAAAGCGUUUUUGAAACCACAGUGGAUGGAUUAUUAUCUAAUCUUUCUAUCGCCACACCUAAAAUACCUGGUUUCUUUGCUGUGGCCACAUCACCCGUUAAUGGCACCAAUACAAGCACUGCGUAUGCUAUCGCCCAGUGUGUCCCUACUGUAACAUCGAAGGGUUGUAGUGAUUGCUUACAGGUUGCUUACGCUAAUAUAAAAAGUUGUGCAACUGAUGUUACUGAUGGGAGAGGUGUUGAUUCUGGGUGUUUUAUGAGGUACUCAGCCUCUUCGUUUUUCCCCAACAAUACAAUUAUGGAUAUCACGCCAUUUUUACGAGAUGGAGGUUCAAGCAACAAGGGAGCCAUUAUCGGAGGUGUGGUUGGAGGUGUAGUUGGUUUGAUUAUCUUGUUAAUAAUACUUAUACUUUUGUGGUAUCGUCGAUCCAAGAAAAGAACAUCCCCAGGAAGUAACUUACAUGGGGCAACAGAAUUGCAAGGCCCAAUGGCGUAUAGCUACAAUGAUCUCAAAAGAGCUACCAAAGAUUUUAGGGAGGAUAAUAAACUUGGAGAAGGAGGCUUUGGAGAUGUGUAUAAGGGAAUCGUGAAGGGUGGAAACAUUGUUGCAGUGAAGAAACUAGCCAUAGGUUCCAAUAAUGCAAAAGACAAUUUUGAGAGUGAAGUACGGGUUAUUAGUAAUGUUCAUCACCGAAAUCUUAUCCGUCUUCUAGGAUGUUGUAGCAAAGGACCAGAAUUACUUCUAGUUCUUGAGUACAUGGCAAAUGGAAGUCUAGAAAAAUACCUAUACGGUGACAAAAAAGGGAACCUUAGCUGGAAACAACGUUAUGAUAUUAUUUUUGGCACAGCUAGGGGUCUAGCAUAUCUACACGAACAAUACCAUGUAACCAUCAUUCAUAGAGACAUAAAACCAAGCAACAUUUUACUCGACAACGAUUUUCAGCCCAAAAUUGCUGAUUUUGGAUUGGCAAGGCUUCUACCAGAAGACCAGACACAUAUUAGCACAAGAUUUGCUGGAACUUUGGGCUAUACAGCACCAGAGUAUGCAAUUCACGGACAGUUGUCAGAGAAGGUUGACACCUACAGCUUUGGUAUAGUGGUUCUUGAGAUUAUUAGCGGAAAAAGAUGCACAGAUGUCCCAAAUGAAUCAGCUGGAGAACAGUACCUUCUAGAACACGCUUGGAAUCUGUAUGAAACUCGCAUGCACUUGAAGUUGGUUGAUGAGACAUUAGACCCAAGUGAAUAUAGAGAAGAAGAAAUAAAGAAAGUCAUAGAAAUAGCACUAAUGUGCACUCAGUCACCGGUUUCUGUAAGGCCAACCAUGUCUGAAGUGGUGAUGCUUCUAAGUGAUCGAUCACGGGUGCAAAACCCACCAAGUAGACAAAAUGUGAAUUUUACCGAUAUAAGGAUACAAGUUGAAAACUCCACAUCCACUACUUUGUCCAUGAGCAAUGCUGAUGCCACGAUUACCGAAUUAACAGGACGUUAAUUUUAUUACUGAUGUGGCAAUAUGGAUCCAGAAGUAGUAUGAAGUUUACCUUGAGAUUUAAGUGUAUGCGUUCAUUGCUAGUACUCUAAUUUUCAUUUAGGAAUGGAAACGCAAAUGUGUAGAAUCUGCGAACAUAUGUAAAAUUUGAUCAUGCUAUGAUCUUUCGUAUGCUUUGAUUCCUGUAAACGCAUAUCAAUAAACUGUUAUGGAG